CUAAAAUGACAUUCUAGCAAAGCUUUUACCUUUUUAAAGUUCAACCUAAAGCACCAACCAAGAGCUAUUACUGAGUACAAACAGCACAAACUCACGAAAACAAACAAAUUUCACAAAGACAGAACAAAAAAUGUCCAAGUUUCUUCAAGUUUUCUUGGUGGUUCUGGUUGCUUGUUUAACUUCGUCGUUGGUACAAUGCAAGAUUCAAAUUUAUAAGUUCAAUGUAAGUAUUUAUGAUCUUCUUCUUCAAUUUAAGCAAUACUUCUUCAGAUGGUUGCAUUAGGUUGAAGAGAAUCUCAUAGCAAAACCCUAGAUGUUUUUAUAUAAGCUUAGAUCAAAGCCACAUUUUGCACCUCUUUUCUUCUCUUUUUUUCCCCGCUUUUGUGCUCAUGCAGUUUAACUAUGCCUAUAUUGCCAUAUCCAAACAAGAAGCGAAUUCUUUUCUUCCUUUCCUUUUUCUUACUCCCUUUGGAGAAGAAGAACAAAAAAAAAAAAAAAAGAAGGAAAAAGGAUAAUUUUGUUUGGCAAUAUGAAUAGUGCUAUUUGAUUUCAGAACCUCUAUCAUUGAAAACCAGUUCAUAUAGGGUUCAUUUGCACUACGUGUCAUGAAGAUCACAGAGCAUUUUGGUUUAUAAUAAGAAUUUUGUAAAAUUUAUCAAGUACUGCAUGGAUAUGAUUUGCCAGACUAGUGAAAUGUGCUCGUGAAGUUGAAAUGCUACGUUAAUUUUUGUCGUUGUGUGAGGCUAAUGCAGGUAAUGAUGACGAACACAACAAGAUUAUGUGAAACAAAGCCCAUAGUUACAGUCAAUGGACUUUUUCCAGGCCCGACACUCUUUGUUAAGGAGGGUGAUACAGUUCUCAUCAAGGUUGUCAAUCAAAUCCAGUCUAAUAUGACCAUCCAUUGGCAUGGAAUACGGCAAAUUCGGACGGGCUGGUCCGACGGUCCGGCGUUCAUCACACAAUGCCCAAUUCAACCAGGACAAAGUUACGUCUAUAAUUUCACCAUAACAGAACAGAGAGGAACUCUGUGGUGGCAUGCUCACAUCGGCUGGAUGAGAUCCACCGUGCACGGCGCCGUUGUUAUUGUCCCUAAACAGGGCGUUCCUUACCCUUUCCCCACUCCAGACAAAGAAAUCGAGAUUAUUUUAGGAGAAUGGUGGAAGUCAGAUGUUGAAGAAAUGAUCGAAAACGCAUUGAAGAUUGGAAUCGGACCCGACAUUUCUGAUUCGUACACCAUCAAUGGACUAACAGGCCCUGUUUCAUCAUGUUCUUCACCACAAGAAGGGUUCAAUUGGGUUGUGGAAAAUGGCAAGAAAUACAUGCUGAGAAUCGUCAAUGCUGCACUGAAUGAAGAACUGUUCUUCAAGAUUGCGAACCAUAAACUCACCAUUGUUGAAGUCGACGCAACUUACGUUAAACCAUUCCAAACAGAAACCAUUUUCAUAACGCCGGGACAAACGAUGAACGCCAUUCUGGACGCUGAUUUGGGAACCGGAAACUAUUUAAUGGCAGCUUCACCGUUCAUGGAGGAAGUUCAUGUCCCGAUCGAUAACCGGACCGCCACGGCCACCCUUCAGUAUUCCGGCACCAAUCCGUCGGAACCCAUCAAAUUAACCGACAUUCCGGCGCAAAACGACACCUCCGUGGCAACAUCAUUUGUGGAUUCCCUCAAAAGUCUUAAUUCCCAAGAAUACCCUGCCAGAGUCCCUUUGAAUAUUGACCAUUCUCUGCUUUUCACAAUUGGUUUCGGUAUCAACCCUUGCGCUAAUUGUGUCACUGGUUCAGAACUUUUGGCAAACUUCAACAACAUAUCCUUUAUCAAGCCCGAAAUUUCUCUCCUCAAUGCACAUUUCUUCAACAUUAGUGGUGUUUUUAGUGAUGAUUUCCCGGGGAAUCCCCUGAAUCCGUAUGAUUACACUGGCACUUCACAACCUAGAAAUCUUAGGACAAUGCAAGGUACGAGGCUUUACAGACUUGCUUACAAUUCAACCGUGCAACUGGUUUUGCAAGAUACUGGUAUGAUUAGCCCUGAAAACCAUCCAAUUCAUCUGCACGGCUUCAAUUUCUUCGUGGUGGGAAAAGGGUUAGGGAAUUACAACCCGGAUAAUGAUCCGAACAACUUUAAUCUUGUUGACCCUGUUGAGAGAAACACCAUUGGAGUUCCAACUGGUGGAUGGGUUGCUAUCAGAUUCAGGGCAGAUAAUCCAGGAGUUUGGUUCAUGCAUUGUCAUCUGGAAGUACACACAACAUGGGGACUUGAGAUGGCAUUUGUUGUUGACAAUGGAAAAGGACCUAAAGAAUCUAUAUUACCACCUCCACAAGAUCUUCCUACAUGUUGAGAUUUGCUUCCAAGAAAAUUGAGUACACCUUUGUUAAAGGUUUUUUUUUUUUUUUUUUCCCUCCCUUAAAUCAUCAAAUGUAAAAAAGCGUGAAAUUCAGAUUGUAAGAAACAAAACAGUGAACCGAUCGGUUUGUCGCAGUCGGAUAAAUAAUGUUUGUUGCAUAUGAAAAUAGUGAUAUUCCCGGAGAAAUGUCAGUUUGCUCACCUUUGUUUUCUAGCGC
Molecule: messenger RNA, 2562 nt
Organism: Oldenlandia corymbosa var. corymbosa
Lineage: Eukaryota; Viridiplantae; Streptophyta; Magnoliopsida; Gentianales; Rubiaceae
Source: the annotation of a GenBank genome assembly